AUGUCACUCAAAACAGUCAAGACACGAACCUUAGAAGUCGGAUACUACGACCACGGCCCAUCAUCAGGCUGGUCUGUUCUUCUAUAUCAUGGCUUCCCAUACGACAUCCAUGCAUAUGAUGAAGUUGUUCCGAAACUCGUCUCUGCCGGUGCAAGAGUCGUCGUUCCCUAUGUCCGUGGUUAUGGCACAACUCGCUUCCUUUCAGAUUCAACGAUGAGAAGUGGCCAGCAAGCGGCUCUGGGCUCAGAUGUCGUCGAACUCAUGGACGCUUUGAACAUCGAAAAGGCAAUCCUUGGUGGCUUCGACUGGGGCGGGAUGUCUGUAUGCGUUGCAGCUGCACUCUGGCCCGAGCGUGUCGUCGGACUCGUUUCAUACGCGGGUUACGACAUUGCCGAUCUUUCAAGUUAUCAAAAGCCUUUUUCACCGAGUUUGGAAUGUGUUUGUUGGUAUCAGCAUUUAUUCCAGCAGGAACGGGGAGUGGCAUGUCUUACCGAGAGUCGACGAGAUCUCUGUCGAAUUUUGUGGAAGCAGUGGUCCCCUUCGUUCGUAUUCUCAGAAGACUUUUACAACCGAACUGCAGAUGCUUUUGAUAAUCCUGAUUUUGUCGAUGUUGUCAUUCACGCUUACAGAUUCUGCUUCGGUAAUGCGAAAGGUGACCCUGCUUUGCAGAAGUUGGAGGAUGCUUUGGCUUCUCAGCCGAAGAUAAGUGUUCCGACCAUCACUUUGGAUGGACGGCAGGAUCCUUUGAAACCAGGCGGUACUGCUGCACACGCUGAGCGCUUUUCUGGUCGUUGCGAGAGGAGAGAAGUUGACGUUGGGCAUGCAUUUCCCAUGGAAGCUCCGGAUGAGUUCACAGACGCUAUCCUCACGAUUAAGAAGUGGGAGACUGGCUAG
Fusarium proliferatum ET1 is the source of this 894-nucleotide messenger RNA. RefSeq lists its product as uncharacterized. Bases 1 to 894 code for a protein of 297 amino acids. Gene Ontology annotation, molecular function: catalytic activity. The record is from RefSeq and is a predicted model, not a curated record. The transcript has a single exon. NCBI's taxonomy places the organism in Eukaryota, Fungi, Ascomycota, Sordariomycetes, Hypocreales, Nectriaceae.